AUGCCUAUUCUUGCUUCUUUAGUAAGCUCGUGGCUAGGGAUACCCAACUCUGAUAAAGGUCCAAUUCUCCAGGAAAACCAGGAAACUUCACCAGCUCAGCAAAGACCAUCUGCAAAUGUUUCAAUCCCACCAGCAACACCAACUCCACCAACUAUUUCUGCUGCUCCACAAAGAACAUCGCCAAUAAUAGCAGCACAGCAACCGUCAUGGGACCGUUCAAUUCGACAGUUCGGUCUGCUUCUCACUGGUGCUGGGUUCCUUGCUGCAUCUGUUGCUGUAUCAAGACGUUCAGUGCUGCGAAUGCGGCACGAUUCCUUCCCCAAAUUUUACACUUCCAACCGUCAUCAAGUCAAGUUUGACUCGGGUGACAGGUCUUUACUCGCUGUAACAGCCCUUGGGCUUGCCACGCUCAACGUCAUGAGCUUUGGAGUCAUGUUAGUAGGAGGCAUUUCCUGGGCAUUUGAUCUCUCCUCGAUAGAGGAAUUAAGGCAGCGAACACAGGCUGUGACCCGCAGGCCCGGGAUGGUGAGCCCUGAAGAUGAAAAAGCGAUGGAGGAGUUGAUAGAGGGACUUAUGGGCAAGAUGGGAAUGGAGAAGCCACAGAAGCCUUCAGGCAUCUCCCAAGAGGAUGAGAAAUAA
Fusarium fujikuroi IMI 58289 is the source of this 639-nucleotide messenger RNA. RefSeq lists its product as uncharacterized. The coding region runs from base 1 to 639 and encodes 212 amino acids. The record is from RefSeq and is a predicted model, not a curated record. The transcript has a single exon. Gene Ontology annotation, cellular component: mitochondrion. Lineage: Eukaryota; Fungi; Ascomycota; Sordariomycetes; Hypocreales; Nectriaceae.